AUGAGCGCGCCCUGUGUGGGCUCGCGCCAUUUUUGCCAUGGGAGCCACAUGCAGCGAGUGGCCGUCGCAGCAGGGGUCCUGUCGCUAUGUGGGCUGGUGCCCAGUUUGUUCACUCCUGCCAUUCUUGAUGCUGGCAGACACUGGAGAGAUCCCCUUUGCCACGCUGAGAAGCCGCCGCGACCGCGGCGCCCGAAGGCAGCGAUGGGUCCCGUGGCGCCAGCCGUGGCGCCGGCAGCGGCGCGGCCAGAGCCCAGCAGCUGGUCGGAAGUGCUGCAACAAAUGGCACCAGAGGAAAGUGCGCGAGGCCGCUCCCUUCCAGUCGCCAUUGCCGUGCGAAGUUGGCUUCAGCGGGUCAUAAUUGGAGAAGGUUUGUGCCCCUGGGCGGAAGCGGCUAUGACCUCGGGUGCCCUAGCAGUGGUGUGCCUUCUCGAAAGCGAUGAAGAGGAGGUAAAGCAGCGCUUGUUGCAACAUGGCCAGCUCUUGGGCCGAGCCAAGCCCCCCGCCUCGAAGAGCGCCACGACCGUGGCCCUGGCACCGCGCUGCCACGGCCUGCGAAGCUUGCGACGCUUCCACAAGGUGUGCGACUUUUUGGACCUGAACCUGGAUGAAACGAAAGUUCAACUGGCGCCGUUCCAUCCCAAGUGGCGCUUCGAGGGCCGUCGCCUGCCGGGCGAAGGAGAUGUACCGGAGCCUGAGAGCGAUGCCGCGAACUACGUGAAUCGGGCGCCGAUCCCGGCCUUCCACUUCUUGCGAGUUUCAGAAGUGGAAUCUGCAGCUGCUGGGCAUCCCGCGGCACUCAAAGGAGGUCCUGAGGCCACGAGCGCAUCAGUUGCUUUGCGCAAUGCCCUGAUGUUGCGGAAGAAGGGCAUCAGCAACUGUGAAGAGGUCUUGCAGAGCUGUCGAGAAGAUGGCAAGAGGGCAGCUGCAGCUGCAGUGCCAGAAGCCAAGAAGGAAGAAGCCAAGGCGGCUGAACCUGCUGCUACUCCAGCUGCAACACCUGCCGAAGCACCUGCUGCAGCCGCCACCCCUGCUGAAACUAAGACCGAAGCCCCAGUGGAGAAGGUGUCAUCUGGAAAGGAGGAGAAGCCCAUCGAGCAAAAGAUGUAUAAGGCCCCGCCAGCCACUCCUGCAGCCGAGGCAGCACCUGCCGAGGCUGCCCCGGCUGAAGCAGCACCCGCAGAGGCAGCACCUGCAGAGGCAGCACCUGCCGAAGCAGCACCGGCUGAAGCUGCACCGGCUGAAGCUGCCCCGGCUGAAGCAGCUCCGGCCGAAGCAGCACCCGCCGAAGCUGCCCCAGCAGAGGAAGCAGCACCAGCAGAAGAAGCACCUACAAAAGAGGCAGCACCAGCCGAGGCGCCUGCAGAAGAGGCACCAGCUGAAGCCCCAGCUGAGUGA
Messenger RNA from Cladocopium goreaui, 1395 nucleotides. The record is from the annotation of a GenBank genome assembly. Lineage: Eukaryota; Dinophyceae; Suessiales; Symbiodiniaceae.